AUGGCAAGUUAUGCCGAUUUGGUUUUGGUAGUUCAUGAAGAUUUGGACUAUAGACAACGUGCAGUUGUGGAGUUUUAUGCUUCGAAAAUGAACAUUCCCAAGAGGAAUAGCAUGAUUCAUGGUGAAGACAAAAUUAGCAAACUACCAGAUCUCAUUCUUGGUCGCAUUUUAUCCUUUCUAAAAGUAAAGGAAGCAGUUCGCACAUGUGUGUUAUCUACAAGGUGGAUCGAUGUUUGGAAAUCAAUCAGCAACAUACAUUUGGAUGAUAGGUGGAUUAAAUCCACAGUAGUGAACAACAAAGAGCACUUUGCAAAAGUUGUGAACAAAGUGAUUCAUCUCAAUGGCAAUUCAACGAUCGAGAAUUUCUCUCUUCUCAUUUCAAGUGACAAGAAGUAUGAACCAUAUCUAAUUAAUCAAUGGCUAGCAGCUGUCUCAAGAAAGAAUAUCCAAAAGCUUCACAUUAAGUAUAGUGGAAAAGAAGCUUUUCGCUCAUUCUUUUCAUUUUUUUGUCACAACUCUUUGGUACACAUGGUACUUGACAUGAACUGUUCACUUAUAGUACCCAACACUGUUUGUUUCCCAAACCUUCAAUCUCUUAAAUUAUGUCGAGUAGUGUUCUUGAAAGAAGUUUAUCCUCGCAAAAAUGAGGUUAUUUUCAGCUUCCCAGUCCUCAAAGUGAUUGAAGCUAUUGAUUGUGAAUGGUUCCAGAAUUUUUGUAUUGAUGCUCCUCAACUUGAAAGCAUUUCACUCAUGACCUCUAAGAGGGUAUCACAUAAAUCUACCAUCAAGAUUUUUGCAGAGCACAUUGAGACAUUCUCUUUCUAUGGUGAUCUUCUAUAUCACAAUGUUGUCAUAGAAGAUCCAUCCUCAGUUUUGAAUUGUUCUACUCAAGUAUUUCUGGAGAGUGAUUACCCGAUGUCCAAAAUGCAAGAGUUGAGUUUUCAGACAUGUAUUUUUCUGAAACAAUUUCAUGAAGCACAAUAUUUGAAUCUAGGCACUGGCACCAAUCAGGUUCUUGCCUAUGCUAAAGAUUUGUUUACAAAGAUAAUCCCCAACUUCGACAGAUUAGAUCAGCUAGUCCUCGAGAAAUUUACUAUUGAAAUGUUAUUCAAGUUUCUCCAAAAGGCAACAUUUCUUGAGAUUCUCAAAUUAGAAAACGUGGAACCAUUUGAUGAAGGUGACUUAUACUCUUCAACAAUUCUUUCUACUUGUUUACCAUAUAGUCUUGAAGUUGUUCUAAUUUUAGGAUUCAAAGGUAACGAACAUGAGAUACGUUUAGUCAAGUUUAUUUUGGAUAAUGCUGAAUGGUUGGAGAGGAUGAUUAUCUCCACAGAGUGGAAGUGGAAUUCAGACAGGGAAUUGGAGAAGAUUAAGAGUCAUGUAUUGGCAUAUGCAAAGCGUUCCAAGAUUGCUGAAGUGGAUUUUAUAAUCAAUGUUAGGGGUGACAAUAACCUUGAGACAAGUGCAUAUGGUAAUAGCAUUUUGAAGAAAGCACUUAGGCUGAUUUAG
Molecule: messenger RNA, 1509 nt
Organism: Abrus precatorius (Indian licorice)
Lineage: Eukaryota; Viridiplantae; Streptophyta; Magnoliopsida; Fabales; Fabaceae
Product: F-box/FBD/LRR-repeat protein At3g14710-like
Exons: 4
Coding region: 1-1509 (502 amino acids)
Molecular function (GO): protein binding
Source: RefSeq, a predicted model, not a curated record